Molecule: messenger RNA, 1862 nt
Organism: Saprolegnia parasitica CBS 223.65
Lineage: Eukaryota; Oomycota; Saprolegniomycetes; Saprolegniales; Saprolegniaceae
Exons: 12
Coding region: 59-1804 (581 amino acids)
Biological process (GO): protein dephosphorylation
Cellular component (GO): protein phosphatase type 2A complex; cytoplasm
Molecular function (GO): protein binding; protein phosphatase regulator activity
Source: RefSeq, a predicted model, not a curated record
CCCACAAGCUAAUUCCAGCGACGGAGCGACUUCCGCGAGAGAGGUGACGGUAGACGCGAUGGAAGAUGAUGGGACGAUCAACGCCGUAGCCGUCUUGGUCGACGAGCUGCGCCAUGACGACGCCAAGCUGCGGCUGCAAGCGAUCAAGAAGGUGCAAGUGAUUGCCUCGGCGCUCGGCCCGCAGCGCACGCGUGACGAGCUGCUUCCGUUUCUUAACGAGACCUUGGACGACGACGACGAGAUCCUCCUGGCGCUCGCGCAAGAGCUUGGCGAAUUUGUCGAACUCGUCGGCGGUGCGCUCAAUGCGUAUCACUUGCUCUUCUUGCUCGAAACCCUCGUGGCCGUGGACGAGGCCGCGGUCCGAGACAUGGCGUGCAAGUCGAUGGUCAAGGUCGUGCAGCAAAUGUCGCCAGAGCACAUUACGGAGCACUUUGUGGCAGUCUUGCGCCGCCUUGUCACGCGCGACUGGUACACGUCGCGCAUUGCUGCUUGCAGUCUCUUUCAAGUGGGCUACAACGCAUUGACGCCGGCGAUCCAAGCUGAAAUGCGGGGCAUGUUUGGCCAGCUCUGCCGUGACGACCUCCCGCUCGUGCGCAAGGCCGCCUCGACGGCGCUGGGUCCGUUUGCGUUGUUGACGGACGCGGCGACGGCCAAUACCGAGCUCAUGCCGCUCUUCAUUUCGCUCGCGCAAGAUCGCCAAGACUCGGUGCGCCUUCAAACGGUCGACAACGCGGUGGCCCUCGCGCAGCUCGUACCGGAAGACGUCAAGAUGACGCAGCUCAUCCCGAUCAUUUGCGCGGCCGCCAAAGACACGGCGUGGCGCGUCCGGUGGUCGGUCGGCAACAAGCUCCCCGAGAUUUGCGAGGCCGUUGGGCCGGAAGUGGCCAGCACGACCAUCUGUGACACGUGCUUGGUUCCGCUUCUGGGCGAUACGGAGGCCGAGGUCAAGACGAUUGCAGCGUCCAAGACGCACGGGGCGUCGGCCUUUAUCCACCCGGCCCAGCUCGUGGCCAAGGUGAUUCCGUCGUGCACGGCCUUGGCGCGGGAUCCGUCCGAGCACGUUCGCGCGUCGCUGGCGUCGGUCGUCAUGAAGAUGGCGCCGUACUUGGGCCGCGAGCAUGCGGUGGCACAUUUGCUGCCGCUCUUCCUGCAGCUGCUGUCGGAUGAGAACUCGGAAGUGCGUCUUAACAUCAUCUCGAACCUCGACCACGUCAACGACGUGGUUGGCAUCGACCAGCUCUCGCAGUCGCUCUUGCCGGCGAUCGUGCAGCUGGCCGAGGACCGGCAGUGGCGCGUGCGUCUCGCAAUCAUCGAGUUUGUACCGACGCUCGCGUCGCAGCUGGGCGUCUCGUACUUUGAGGAGCACCUCAUGGAGAUGUGCAUGAGCUGGCUCUGCGACAGCGUCUUCUCGAUCCGCGAGGCCGCGGCGCUGAAUCUGCAGCGCUUGACACAGCACUUUGGCGUCGACUGGGCCCGGCACCACAUCGUGCCCAGAAUAUUUACCAUGCACACCAACCCGAAUUACCUCUACCGCAUGAUCUCGCUGCGCGCCGUCAAGGUGUUGGCGCAAGCGAUGCCAUCCGACGCGAUCCAAGCCACGAUUCUCCCGAUCGUGCUCGAGCUGGCCGCGGACCCGGUGCCCAACAUCCGCUUCAACGUGGCCAAGACGCUGGAAUCCAUGGUCGGCCCCGUCGACCCGGCCGUCCUCGCGACGACGGCCCACCCGUGCCUGCACGCGCUCCUCCAAGACCCGGACGGCGACGUGCAGUUCUUUGCUGCCCGCGCGCUCCAGGCCAUGCCGUAAGGGAUUGCGCACCCUCGUGUAUGCUCGGUUCCUAUAUGACGACGCUUCUACUUCUGCU